This is a messenger RNA of Babesia microti strain RI, 1638 nucleotides long. Its product is annotated as splicing factor 3B subunit 2. The coding region runs from base 1 to 1638 and encodes 545 amino acids. Lineage: Eukaryota; Apicomplexa; Aconoidasida; Piroplasmida; Babesiidae. The transcript has 8 exons. The record is from RefSeq and is a predicted model, not a curated record. Gene Ontology annotation, cellular component: catalytic step 2 spliceosome; nucleus; U2-type spliceosomal complex. Gene Ontology annotation, biological process: mRNA splicing, via spliceosome.
AUGGGGGCGAUUUACAUGGACCUCAAGGAGCUACGCAAAACUAAUCCUUCCAAGGCCAUCAAUUUUGUCAAAAAACAACGCCGCAAACGCAAUAAACAUAUCGAAAAACCUGAUGCCAAAUCAGUGUUGCGCGAUGAACUAGACAAAUACUAUGAUAAGCACUUGAAAUUAUGGAAGGAGGCACCGGAAAUCGAAAUAGAAUAUGUACCAGAAGAUAUUAAAGAAAUAGUAAAUAACGCUGAACUUCUUUCAGUGUUUGAAAAUUUCCAUGAAUUGGAGAAGUCUCAGUACGAACAAUCGGUGCCGAAAGAUGAAGUCAAUGACAUUGACAUUGAUGAGGGAGAUGAUGGUUCGGAUGUGUCUGAAGACGAUUCUAUGACACAAAAACAGAUACGCCGUAUGAAAAGACCUACGCUUUGCACCUUAAAACAGGAAGCAGGAAAAGCUGAAGUUGUUGAAUUUUGGGAUACAACGGCUUCAGAUCCCAUUUUCUUGGUGUGGAUAAAGGGGCUGAAGAAUACUGUCCCUGUACCUGCCCAUUGGAAAGAGAAGAAGAGGUACAUGCAGGGGGUAAAAUCGUUUGAGAAACCGCCGUACAAAUUACCAGAGUACAUUGAGGCCACUAAGAUAUCGGAGAUAAGACGCAGCAUACAACUAAAGGAGGCUAAUAUGACACUCAAGCAAAAACAGCGGGAAAAGGUCCGCCCCAAAUUACAUCGCAUGGACAUAAAUUACCAAGUGCUGCAUGAUGCAUUUUUCAAGUAUUCAACAAAGCCUUUUAUGACAAAAUAUGGUGACAUGUAUUAUGAGGGCAAAGAGAUGGAAAUCAAUAUGCGCAAGUUUAAACCUGGUACCAUAUCCACGCGGCUAAAACAAGCAUUGGCAAUGGUUGAGAAUUCUCCACCGCCCUGGUUCGCCAAUAUGCAAAGAUACGGCCUACCUCCUUCUUACCCUGGGUUAAGAAUCCCUGGGCUAAACGCACCAAUUCUCAAGGAUAGUGAAAAUUCAGGUGUUGGUAUUAGAACCAGGACAGAUGAGGAGGGGAAUGUCAUUUACAAUUGUAUAGAGGAAGAUGCAUUUGGGUACCUAAUGCAGUGCAAAUAUUGGGGAGAUAUUGUGGAUGAAGACGAUUACCAACAGUCCGAAGAGGAUUAUCAUGAACCGGAGGAGCCAAUAGAUGCAGGAGACGAUGGUACUGAAUCUACCCUCCCAGGGUUCGUCACACCGAACGUUGUACCAUCCCAGCCCUUAUUGACAGGCCUAGACAGCGUGCCUAACCCUAUCGAUUCUACUGGUCCAAUACUUAGUGCCCCAGUAUCUCAGAAACCUUUCGUAGUAUUGGAGCAGAAAGUUGCUGAAGGAUCCAACGAUUUAUUUGCCUCAAAAAUGGUAUACAAAAUGCCACCAAAAUCUAUCGACGAGCUGUCUACGAAUUCCCAACCCAUACCAUCAGGGGUGAUCCAAUCAAUGAACAUGCCGGAUAUAGAUACAGAUCAGACCAUGUCUUAUAGUGCCAUACAGGACCAAUUAGUGUUCCAUGAGCAGAGGGGCAAUCAGGUCCUUAAAGCUGCUGGAUUGGAAGUUCAGCAGAAGAAGCCUACAGAGGAAGUUAAGAAGAAGAAGAAGUUUAAGUUUUGA